Messenger RNA from Ipomoea nil (Japanese morning glory), 1867 nucleotides. RefSeq names its product sugar transporter ERD6-like 16. The record is from RefSeq and is a predicted model, not a curated record. Bases 87 to 1553 code for a protein of 488 amino acids. Gene Ontology annotation, cellular component: membrane. Gene Ontology annotation, biological process: carbohydrate transport; transmembrane transport. Lineage: Eukaryota; Viridiplantae; Streptophyta; Magnoliopsida; Solanales; Convolvulaceae. Gene Ontology annotation, molecular function: sugar transmembrane transporter activity. The transcript is spliced from 16 exons.
UCUUGGAUCACCUUCUCAGAUCCAUGCAUAUAAAUACCGGCCUCCAUCUCAAACACAAACGCCACGCCACGCCGGGUUCAUAGACAAUGGCGGCCGAUCAGUGUAAGGAUAUCGAAAAGGGUAUGGUGAAAGGGGCUGGGGAUGAACUACUGGAGGAGCCUUUCCUUCAAGAUUAUUCAAAGGCUAUUGUGGAUUCUGAGGAUGAAGAAGAGAGUAAUGGGUCGGUUUUUAUGGUGGUUUUCAGUACCUGUGUGGCUGUCUGUGGCUCUUUUGAAUUCGGAUCUUGUGUGGGAUACUCAGCACCUACACAGUCUUCCAUAAGGAAUGACUUGGAUUUAUCAAUUGCCCAGUUUUCCACGUUUGGUUCUAUUAUAACCAUUGGAGCAAUGAUUGGUGCCAUUGCAAGUGGAAGAAUUGCAGACCUAGUUGGUAGGAAAGGGGCAAUGAGGCUGUCUGCUGUGCUCUGUAUUGCUGGCUGGCUUGCAAUUUAUUACGCCAUGGGAUCUUGGUCCAUUGAUAUGGGAAGGUUCUCCACUGGAUUUGGCAUAGGAAUAUUCUCUUAUGUGGUUCCAGUAUUUAUAGCUGAAAUUGCGCCUAAGAAUCUUCGCGGCGGACUGACAACAAUUAAUCAGCUUAUGAUUGUCUGUGGCUCAUCAGUUGCAUUUCUACUUGGGACUGUUAUGACAUGGAGACAUUUAGCUCUAACUGGAAUCCUUCCAUGUGUUUUAUUGCUUGUUGGUCUGUUCUUCAUCCCGGACUCACCUAGAUGGCUGGCAAAAGUUGGGCGUGAGAAAGAUUUUGAUGUAGCACUGCGUAAACUUCGUGGGAAAAAUGCAGAUGUUACUAAAGAAGCUGCAGAAAUCCAGGCAUAUGUUGAUACUCUGCAGAGUUUACCCAAAGCUAGAAUCCUAGACUUGUUUGACUCCAAAUACAUUCGUGCUGUUAUUAUUGGUGUUGGACUAAUGGUGUUCCAGCAAUUUAUCGGGAUAAAUGGUAUUGGUUUCUACGCUAGCGAAACCUUUUCAGCAGCAGGACUUUCCAAUGGAAAUAUUGGGACUAUUGCCUAUGCUAUUAUUCAGGUCCCUAUUACUGUGGGUGGGGCAAUGUUGAUGGACAGAUCAGGAAGAAGACCACUUCUUAUGGUGUCAGCAACAGGAACAUUCAUUGGCUGCUUUCUAACUGGAGCUUCUUUCUAUCUAAAGGGUCAAAGUCUGUGGCUUAAUCUGGUUCCAGUGUUGGCUGUAUCUGGAGUACUGAUAUAUAUAGCAGCAUUCUCAAUUGGAAUGGGAGCAGUACCUUGGGUUAUAAUGUCAGAGAUAUUCCCAAUUCAUGUAAAGGGUGCUGCAGGAAGCUUGGUUGUUCUGGUGAACUGGGUAGGUGCAUGGGCAGUGUCAUACACCUUCAACUUCAUGAUGGAAUGGAGCUCCACUGCCACAUUCAUGUUCUACGCCAUGUUUUGCUCCCUCACAGUCCUGUUUGUGGCCAAGGUUGUGCCAGAAACCAAGGGGAAAACCCUGGAGGAAAUCCAGGCAAUCAUCAACUCCUCAACUUGAAUUUUGAAGUAGCUAGCUAGCUAUCUAGUUAGAAUCAAGCUACCCUCUACGUUGUUCACCCAACUGCACUAGGAUCAUCUAUUUAAAAUGGAUGGAUUCAAGAUUUGUUGAAUUGACAAGACUUCACACCCCAAAUAGCAGAAUAGUGAUGUUAUGUCAGCUUAAUUAGUUGAACUGUUGCAUCAUAUCAGUUUCUUUGUAGCUAAAUAGCCAUAUAUAGUGUAAUAUAUUCAAAUUAUUUAAUUAUUCUUCUACUCCAUUUCUCGGACUUUAUACAUUUGAUUCCAUUAAUGCGGCAGACAGACAGAUUAACU